AUGUCUUCGUUAAGCCUAACAGAUAUAGAUUUUGAAUUAAUAGAGAAUUGUAAGGAGCCAAGAAAGUUGCGGCAAAUGCUGCUGCUGCUGCAGCAAGAUGGUGGUUAUUAUAUAGAGCUGCAGCAAGCAGCAGAGAAAAAGUUGCUGCUGCUGACGGGUAAACCCUUAAAUCCUCCACCUAUAACAGAAGAAGAAAGAAAGGCAAUAGAGGAAGAUUUACUUCUAUGGGAACAACAAAUGCUGCAGCAACAAGCAGCAGCAGCAACAGCAGCAGCAGCAGCAGGUAGUCCUGCUGCUGCUGCUGCUCCUGCUGAGGAGGAUGAUGAUGUUGAUGAUACACCCGAGCUUGAAGAUAUUAUACAACAAACAAAAAUUAAACAAAAACAGAAGCCAACAGCACCAGCAGCAGCAGCAGCAGCAGCAGCAACAGCAGCAACAGCAGAAAGCUCCAGCAGCAGCAGCAGCAACGAUAGCAGUAGCAGCAGCAACAAUAGUAGAAGCAGCAACGAUAGCAGCAGCAACAGCAACCGCAGCAAGUGCUGCGUUAGUGAGGAGGAUGGGCCAAAGGAGAGUCACACGAGCAAUACCAAGAGUGCUGCUGCUGCUGCUGCUGCUGCUGCUGAUAAGCGGCAGCAGCAGGAGAGUGCUGCAGCAGCAGCCACUGCUGCUGCUGCAUCUACUGCUGCUGCUGCUGGAGACAACUCAAAUGAACACAGUGACGCCAGCACAGUAGCUGCAGCAGCACAAAGCAACAGCAGCAGCAACAGCAGCAGCAGCAGCGAUAGCAGCAGCAGCAACAGCAGCAGCAGGAAGGAGAUCCAUGUGCAAAUUGUAGAUGACUCAGAGGACGAGACUGAGUGA
Molecule: messenger RNA, 861 nt
Organism: Eimeria maxima
Lineage: Eukaryota; Apicomplexa; Conoidasida; Eucoccidiorida; Eimeriidae
Exons: 1
Coding region: 1-861 (286 amino acids)
Source: RefSeq, a predicted model, not a curated record